AAAGGGCUGGCUGCAGAUGUGGUUUUGUAUCUUGGGCUUUACCGAGUUUCCUGUACACAAGGGCGUUGAAUUUCCUCUCUAGUUUUUUUUCUGCCUGUGAAACCUUUAGUCGGUCAUCAUAAGUAGGAUCUGCAUCGAGCUGAUGUUCAUUUAACUCAGGUCCUGAAGCUGGAUAAUCUCUGGACGAUCCUGAAACACUGCUCCACUCACCUCAUUCCUCCUGCAUGCUGUGCAAGCAUGCUGCCUGUCAGGAUGCUGAGCAUUCUCAUCCUCCUCUUUUCACUGUGCGAUGCUGACAGCAUAUGCACAACAGAGUUCAAGAUGGAUCCACCUGAGAUUAUUGCAGAAUAUGGGGGAAGUCCUGUCAUUGUAAACUGCACCACAACAUUGGAUGAACAUGACGGGAUGUACUGGACAGUUGGAAAUGAAAUCUUUCAGCUCGAAGAUGAAGAAUUGUUUAUCUCCCAUUCAGUGCCAGUGUCGGACUGGAAUGUGACGGCCGAGUGCAAAAUGAAGUUAAAUGAGUCUUAUGAAUGCAGCAAGGACCUCAAAGUUAUUUUAUUCAAGAAUCCAGAAGUUGUUCAUUCUGUACAGCUUGUGAAUGUGAUGGGAGAAGAAACACAGUACAGACUGCAGUGUGAUAUAAUCAAUGUUGCUCCUGUUCAGUUCCUCAGUGUUAGCUGGUACAAAAACAAUGAAAACAUCAGGACAAUGUCUUUCAAUGACACAACCAAAACCCCAGUAAAUGAGUCCUUGAUUCUGAGAGUCGACAUCAGCAGAGAAGAAAAUGUAGCUCAGUUCAGAUGUGAAGCUGAGCUGGACUUUGGACCACAUGGACCAAAACUUCCUGCCAUUUCUCAAACACACAGCAUUUCAGCCCACUAUGCUCCAGAGUUAAAGACAAAUAGUACUGCUGACAUCUAUCAAUUGAGAGGUACUAAUAUCGCCUUGAGCUGUGAAGCUGAGGGAAACCCUCCUCCUGUGUAUAACUGGAUUUGUGAUGGGGAAAACAUGUUGGAGAACACAAACAGUCUCAAUAUUACUCGAGUCAAUCGCAAUAAAACCUGCACCUGCACAGCUACCAAUUAUCUGGGAAACAUAACUAAGACAAUCCAUCUUCAUGUUGAACCAAGAGGUUGCCCACUAACACUGACACCUUCUGAAACUGUUGUGAAAUUUGGAGAUCCAGUUUCAGUCAGCUGCAGCACAUCAGCCAGAUAUGUUGAAGGAAUGGGCUGGGAGGCUCCUGCUGGACACACAAGAUUUGAAAGUCUUACUGCUGCCACUUGGAUGAUUGAGAAAUUUCAAGACUGGGCAUCAAAACCUUCAUGCAACAUCACUCUAAAUGAUGAUUUUCAGUGUUCUGUGAGUCCAGUCAUCACCGUUUAUAAAGCUCCAGAAAUGGUGUCAGUUACUGAAUUGGAUAAUACUCAAACAGCAAGGGGGACAGCAUACAAAAAUUACCCACAUACACAACAUAAACUGCAGUGUGACAUCAUAAAUGUUGCUCCUGUUCAAUAUCUCACUGUUAGCUGGUACAAAAGCAAUGAAAGGAUCCACACCCAAAUUUUCAAUGACACAACAACCAAAACUCCAGUAAAUGAGUCCUCGAUUCUGAAAAUAAACAUCAGCAGAGAAGAAAAUGUAGCUGAGUUCAGAUGCGAAGCUAAGCUGGACUUUGGACCACACGGACCAAAACUUUACGUCAAUUCUCAAACACACAGAGUUUCAGCCCACUAUGCUCCGGAAAAAAACACAAAGAAAAGUACUCAAGACAUUUUUCUGCUUGAGGGCACUAAUAUCACCUUGAGCUGUGAAGCUGUUGGAAACCCUCCUCCUGUGUAUAACUGGACUUGCGAUGGGAAAAAUAUGUUGGAAAACACAAACAGUCUCAAUAUCACCCGAGUAAAGCACAACGCAACUUGCACCUGCACAGCUACCAAUUAUCUGGGAAACAUAACCCACACAAUCAAUGUUCAUGUGAAAAAAAGAGGUUGCCCACUAACACUGACACCUUCUGAAACUGUGGUGACAUUUGGAGAUCCAGUUUCAAUCAACUGCAGCACAUCAGCCACAGAUGUUCAAGGAAUGGGCUGGGAGGCUCCAUUUGGAGGAACAGGAUUUGAGUCUCCUCCUGUUGUCACUUGGAGGGUUGAAAAACUAGAAGAGUGGACUCCAAGUCCUUCCUGCUAUGCUACUUUGGUUGAUGGAUCCCAGUAUACUGAGAAACCAGUCAUCACUGUUUAUAAAACACCAGACAUUGUGUCAAUAUAUCCACUGAACCAAAGUCACAUGACGGAGGAACAUGUACACAUAGUGCCUUACAAUAAAAACACAAGGACACAGCACUGGUUAGGGUGUGACAUCAUCAAUGUUGCUCCUGUUCAACACCUGACUGUUAGAUGGUACAAAAAUAAUAAAACCAUCCAGACACAGUCCUUCAAUGACACAACAACUAAAAUGCCAGUAAAUGAGUCCUCUAUUCUGAGAAUCGACAUCAGCAGAGAAGAAAAAGCCAUUGAGUUCAGAUGUGAAGCUGAGCUGGACUUUGGACCACAUGGACCAAAACUUCCUGCCAUUUUUCAAACACACAGAGUUUCAGCCCACUAUGCUCCUGAGAUCAACACAAGUUGUACUGUUGACAUCUCACCACUUGAGGGCACUAACAUCACCUUGAGCUGUGAAGCUGAGGGAAACCCUCCUCCCGUGUAUAUCUGGACUUGUGAUGGGGAAAAUAUGUUGGAGAACACAAACAGUCUCAAUAUUACUCGAGUCAAUCGCAAUAAAACCUGCACCUGCACAGCUACCAAUUAUCUGGGAAACAUAACCAAGACAAUCCAUCUUCAUGUUGAACCAAGAGGUUGUCCUCUAACUCUGGCACCUUCUGAAAUUGUUGUGAGAUUUGGAGAUCCAGUUUCAAUCAACUGCAGCACAUCAGCCACAGAUGUUGUCAGAAUGGACUGGGUGGCUCCUGCUGGACACACAAGAUUUGAAAGUCUUACUGCUGCCACUUGGAUGAUUGAGAAAUUUCAAGACUGGGCAUCAAAACCUUCAUGCAACAUCACUCUAAAUGAUGAUUUUCAGUGUUCUGUGAGUCCAGUCAUCACCGUUUGUAAAGCUCCAGAAAUGGUGUCAGUUACUGAAUUGGAUAAUGCUCAAACAGCAAGGGGGACAGCAUACAAAAAUUACCCACAUACACAACAUAAACUGCAGUGUGACAUCAUAAAUGUUGCUCCUGUUCAAUAUCUCACUGUUAGCUGGUACAAAAGCAAUGAAAGGAUCCACACCCAAAUUUUCAAUGACACAACAACCAAAACUCCAGUAAAUGAGUCCUCGAUUCUGAAAAUAAACAUCAGCAGAGAAGAAAAUGUAGCUGAGUUCAGAUGCGAAGCUGGGCUGGACUUUGGGCCACACGGACCAAAACUUUAUGUCAGUUCUCAAACACACAGAGUUUCAGCCCACUAUGCUCCGGAAAAAAACACAAAGAAUAGUACUCAAGACAUUUUUCUGCUUGAGGGCACUAACAUCACCUUGAGCUGUGAAGCUGUUGGAAACCCUCCUCCUGUGUAUAACUGGACUUGUGAUGGGAAAAAUAUGUUGGAGAACACAAACAGUCUCAAUAUCACCCGAGUAAAGCACAAUGCAACUUGCACCUGCACAGCUACCAAUUAUCUGGGAAACAUAACCCACACAAUCAAUGUUCAUGUGAAAAAAAGAGGUUGCCCACUAACACUGACACCUUCUGAAACUGUGGUGACAUUUGGAGAUCCAGUUUCAAUCAACUGCAGCACAUCAGCCACAGAUGUUGAAGGAAUGGGCUGGGAGGCUCCAUUUGGAGGAACAGGAUUUGAACGUCCUCCUGUUGUCACUUGGAGGGUUGAAAAACUAGAAGAGUGGACUCCAAGUCCUUCCUGCUAUGUUACCUUGGUUGAUGGAUCCCAGUGUACUGUGAGUCCAGUCAUCACUGUUUAUAGACCACACGGACCAAAAUUUCCUGCCAUUUCUCAAACAAACAAUGUUUCAGCCCACUAUGCUCCUGAGCUAAUCCUUGAAAGUAGCACUGAAGACAUUUUUCCACAUGGGGGUACUGAUAUCACCUUGAGCUGUGAAGUUGAGGGCAACCCUCCUCCUGUGUAUAACUGGAUUUGUGAUGGGGAAAAUAUGUUGGAGAACACAAACAGUCUCAAUAUCACUCGAGUCAAUCGCAAUAAAACCUGCACCUGCACAGCUACCAAUUAUCUGGGAAACAUAUCUAAAACAAUCAAUGUUCAUGUCACACCAAGAGGUUGUCCUCUAACUCUGGCACCAUCUGAAAUGGUUGUGAGAUUUGAAGAUCCAGUUUCAAUCAAAUGCAGCACAUCAGCCACAGAUGUUGCUGAAAUGGCCUGGAUGACUCCUGCUGGAGACAAAGAAUUUAAACCUGGUUCUGAUGUCACUUGGAUGGUUAAAAACCUGAAAUGGUGGACUCCAAGUCCUUUCUGCAGCAUCACUCUAAAUGACGAUUUUCGGUGUUCUGUGAGCCCAGUCAUCAUUGUUUAUAAAACCCCAGAGACCGUGUCAAUCUCUGAAUUGAAUCAUGGUCUGAUGUUGAAGCACAAAGAGGACAAGAAGCACAACAUGACACAAUACAAACUGCAGUGUGACAUCAUCAAUGUUGCUCCUGUUCAGUAUCUCACUAUUACUUGGUAUAAAAACAAUAAAAUCAUCAAGACACAGUCCUUCAAUGACACAACCAAAACGCCAGUAAAUGAGUCCUCUAUUCUGAGAGUCGACAUCAGCAGAGAAGAAAACGUCGUUGUGUUCAGAUGUGAGGCCAGGCUGGACUUUGGACCACAUGGACCAAAACUUCCUGCUAUUUCUCAAACACGCAGAGUUUCAGCCCACUAUGCUCCAGAGGUAAACACAAAAGAUAGUACUCAUGACUAUCUACUUGAAGGUUCUAAUAUCACAUUGAGCUGUGAAGCUGAGGGAAACCCUCCUUCUGUCUAUAACUGGACUUGUGAUGGGGAGAAUAUGUUGGAGAACACAAACAAUCUCAAUAUAACUCGAGUAAAUCGCACUAAAACCUGCACCUGCACAGCUGCCAAUUAUCUGGGAAGCGUAACCAAGACAAUUCAUGUUCAUGUUGAACCAACAGGUAAAACCAAUAAAAUCACUUUUACAGUCAUUUGGGCUUUGCCAUUUAUAGUGGCCAUCAUCAUCUUCAUCUUCAUUGCGUUCUACUGUCGCAAACAGUGGAAAAAACAUGGACAUUAUAGUUUUGUUUCUGACAAAGAUAUCCCUUUGAAUAUUACACAAAGUAAUGGAAGCAAUUAAGAUGUUUUCUGCUUUCUGUAAACUGAAGCAAAAACUUAAUUUUAUGUGCAACCUAAUUAUUUUUUUCAUUAAAAAAAGAAGUUCUACACCAAUUUCAUACCCUUGUAUGAAAAAUUCCUAGCUUCACAUUCCUGGAAAUGUGGGCCCACCCACUUCAACAAUGGAUCCAUGCUGAUGGGCUUUUUAAAAGUUUUAUUUUCUAUUACUUCUAUUACUUUUCUAUUAAUUAAAUAAAUAUUUUAAAAAAUAAAA
Messenger RNA from Oreochromis aureus, 5568 nucleotides. Its product is annotated as hemicentin-1-like. The transcript has 20 exons. Gene Ontology annotation, biological process: cell adhesion. NCBI's taxonomy places the organism in Eukaryota, Metazoa, Chordata, Actinopteri, Cichliformes, Cichlidae. Gene Ontology annotation, molecular function: integrin binding. The record is from RefSeq and is a predicted model, not a curated record. Bases 238 to 5316 code for a protein of 1692 amino acids.